UUGGAGGAGGGGAAGGGCGCUGGUAGUGGUGGUGGUCUGUGUGCGGCCGCUACUCACACAGGAAAGGCUGAGGGGAGUCAGUUCUCGCCCAGCUGUGGUAGUGGACAGUGCAGCUGCGCGUCGCUCCUGCUUGACGUCUGCGCGUGUGGCUCCUGCAGCGUUGACAGUGAUUCCUGAUCCCCCUCCUAUUGCCUCUGUCCUCCCUCUUGAACGCCGCUGAACUGUUCCCUCUCCUGACGCAGCUUCCAACGUAUUUCUAGUGGCUACUUCCAACAUUUGUAGUGUAAUUCUAAUCUUUCCACUUGCUCACACACAUGUACACCUUCCUCGCACUUGGAUGACUGAUGAUAAUCGCAUUUUGCAUAGAACAUUUCAAGGUGCUUCUUCUCUACAUGCAGAAAACAACGAUGUCGCCGUGAUUACAUUGAGAAAGUAUAAAAAGACCUUAUGGAAAUGUAUAAUGAAACGUCACCAUAAACUAAGUAAGUAAUGUUAAAGGAGGAAAAGAGGCAUUGUGCGUAAAGGUAGCAACACUGAACGAGAGAUGGACAAAUUUCAAGUGCAAAAAAUGUGAAGGAGCGAAGAGAAGGAAGACACGAAGGAAAGGAAUACAAAGAGGAAAGAGUACACGAAGUAAAGCAACAUACAAAGAUGAAAAAGAAGGUAAGCGACAUGAAGAAAUGAGACACGAAAUGAAGGAAGAGGACAGGCAGGGAAGGGAGACUAAGAGUUACCGUGUUUCUGUCCUAAGGUGAAACAGGGUAUUGCAUAAAUAAUAACUUUCCCCAGCAGGGUGUCCUCCCGUCCAGCCCCGUCACCUGUAGUCCUUUCCCGGCCACUGACAGACCGUGUCUGGCCUCACUGUCACCCUGCAGUGCGUAUCUUGAUGAGACCUUGUGUGUGUGCGCGGUAAGUGGCACAACUUAUUCAUCUCAACGCACACACCAAUAAGUAAAGAAAAACUCAAUCAGAUAAAGAUAUCAUAUUACUUUUAAGGAAAGUAAACAUAUAGAUGGACACGGAAAGGAAACUAGGUGAACAUAAAGUGGAAUUUCAUUUCAGUGAAUUAUUAUUAGAAUUUAUGAGAACCAGGAAAAACUAAGGAGCCAGUUCCCAUGGAUUAAAACUGGAACGUUAUAUUUAUCAAUCCAUGGAGAUUUUUAUGCACGAGGGAAGCCAAUCCCGGGAGGUUGUUGAAAUUAAGGGCCUUGACCAACCUUCUCGCCGGCCACAGGGAGGCGGUGGACGGCAAGAAAUGCUCUAAUAUUUUCAUCCAAAAAGCAAAAAAAUAAGAAAGGAAAUUAAGAUAGAUAACUGGUGGAGCGUGUGCGUGCGUAGGUGGCGACAAGAGGAGAGACAUGCACACUCCCAUGACUCUUCGUGUUUUCCAUUUUUUUCAUUGAGCUGGUGGCCCUCUCGGGUUCAUGGAUGCAGAACAUUAAUCCCACUCCUGUUCGUUGGGCGCGGGGAGACUGAGUGAAUCGAGUCUUGUGUCGUGGGGGACUUAAGUUAUAGAAACAAUUUUAUGUCGGUUAUUUUUCCUGCUCGAAGAGAGGGACGACGAGGAAACGGAGACAAACUUUACGACAAAUAAUACACCUUAGUCUUGUCCACUGACAAGAGCAAUAAUAACAAUACCGAGCUGACCAAAGAAGGGGAAAAGGAACCAGUCUAUCUAAUCUACUCACAGGUGAUAUGCCCACACAAGUACACACACGUGCACACACACAAAGAUAAAUCGAGUGUAAAGUGUCAAACUAGUGAAAAGAAAAAGAAAAUAAAACGAAAGAAAAAGAACGUACACUACCAUGCCCUAAAAAACAAAAGGAAAAAUAGAUAAGGACAAGUGGCGCAUCUUUACUAUUUUAUGAGACAAAGCAGAUGGAGAUGGAAGGGCUGCUAAAAUGCCUGUAUUAACUGGUGAACCGUGAGUGAAAGUGUUCCCUAUUGAUCUCAGCGUAGUAAUCGACGCCACAUCAUGGACUUCUCAAUCCUCGUGAUCUUUUCUCUCCUCAGCGCGGCGAAAGCAGCCAAGCUCGAGUCAAUAAACACCGGGCCACUGUUCAUGAUACACGCGAGGAAGGGAGGGCGCGCCGAGCUGCCCUGCGACGUGCUCACCGCAGACCCAACGGACCGCGUGGUGCUGGUACUGUGGUACAAGGACGGCGUGGGGGCGCCCAUCUACAGCUACGACUCCCGCAAGAACAAAAUGAACCAAGUAAGGGACUGGGCGGACAAAAAGUCGUUAGGCGGACGGGCGCACUUUGACCUGCAAGCCAACCCGGCGGAGCUCGUGAUCGACAGUGUAAAAGCUGACGACGAGGGACUGUACCGGUGCCGUGUCGACUUCAAGAAAAGCCCAACACGGAACGCGCGCACCAACCUCACCGUUGUUGUCCCGCCGCACACGCCCGCCAUCCUCUCCACGGACACUGGCCAGCCCGUGUGGACGACAGUCGGUCCUUACAACGAAGGGGAAUCCAUGUCCUUGAUAUGCGAGGUGAACGGAGGUAAGCCAACACCGCAAGUCACUUGGUGGAUGAACGGCAGACUUCUGGAUGAUGUGAGCGAGAGGCUGCGGCCUCACCUGGUCACUAACAGGCUCACCAUCAAUCACCUGACCCGCAGCCACCUUCAAGCCAACCUGGUGUGUGAGGCGUCCAAUUCCAACAACAGCCUCCCCGUGAAGAGUGACAUCAGGAUCGAGAUGAACUUCAAGCCGCUCUCCGUCAACAUUCUGGGCUCUCGAGAACCGCUCUCAGCUGGCAAGAAGUAUGAGCUUGUCUGUCAGAGUGUGGGGGCAAGGCCCUCAGCGUCCCUCACGUGGUGGCUGGACGGCGUGCAGCUCACCAACGCCUCUACCUCCACCGCCAGCUCCGGGAACAUCACACUGAGCACCCUCACAUUCGUGCCCAAGGACAGUGACGGCGGGAAGUACCUCAAAUGUUUGUCUGAGUCGCCAGUCAUCCAGCACACACCACUAGAGGACAAGUGGCGGCUCGAAGUAUACUAUACGCCCAAGGUGCAGCUCGCCCUUGGGAGUAACCUGAGUCCUGAGGAGAUCAAGGAAGGCGAUGACGUCUACUUCGAGUGCAACGUGAGAGCCAACCCGUGGGUGUACAAGGUCGUCUGGCACCACAACGGCAUGCACGUGAAUCAUAACGUCUCUGCGGGGGUGAUAGUGAGCAACCAGUCCCUCGUCAUCCAGCGUGUCAAGAGGCACCAGACAGGCCUCUACACCUGCGUCGCCUCAAACAUCGAGGGGGACGGCCAGAGCAACGCAGUGAACCUCAGAGUGCAGUACGCCCCUGUGUGCGCGGCAGGUCAGAUACACGUGUACGGGGCGGCGAGACACGAGGAGGUUUCUGUCACGUGCCGCCUGGACGCUGUGCCUCCUGUCGUCCAUUUCUACUGGAGGUUCAACAGCAGUGGCGACGUGGUGGACAUUGCCGAGAGCCACGUCGCCACGCAGGGCCUCCAGUCAUCCCUAUCCUAUGUGGCGCGGACCGAACUGGACUACGGCACGCUGCUAUGUUGGGGUGAAAACCACCUGGGGAAGCAACGGGAUCCAUGCGUGUAUAAAGUAGUACCUGCUGGGCCGCCAGACCCGCCGGAUAAUUGCAGCCUCAUCAAUCAGACAACAGAGACACUGAGGGUCAAGUGCCAGCCUGGCUACGAUGGGGGCCUCCUUCAGAAGUUUAUCAUCGAGGCUUAUGAAGCAGAAACAAUGAGGCUCAUCCUCAACAUCUCCGAGAAUUCCGUCCCAGAUUUCUCCCUCAGAGGCCUGGAGUCCGGCGCCUCUUAUCUGCUUUUCAUUUACGGUGCCAACGAGAAGGGAAUCAGUGAGAAAAAACAGCUGCAAGGCUACACGCUCAAGGAUGUGGCCGAGAAACGCACAGCUCAAGUCCGCCCUCCGCCAGAAGAAUUGGUCUCCAUUACUCCAAUCCUUGCGGUGGUAGUUGGGGUGGUGGGGUCCCUGGUCCUGGUGGCGAUAGUGGCGGUGGUGGUUGUCAGUUUGAAGAGGAAAAACCGACCCAGGAAUAAGAAUAUAACCUUACACAUUCAAACAUCGCUUGCAGACACCAGGGACCUCGACGACAAGAACCCGGACCUCAUUCCCUCGAACGCUUCAUCACCCACAGGAAGCGGCGGCGAGAGAGGCGGUGGAGGCGGUGAGGGCAGCAUUGUCGGGGUCGGGAGCGGGAUUGACGUGGAGCACAAGCCACCCACCACCCCUGAGGAGGGUGGCUUUGGCAGCGUACACAUUUGCGCCUCCGUCCCUUACCCGACCAACGUUGUGUACAGCACCUACCCUCGCGCCCCGAGAGGCGUUCCCGCGCCCAAUCCACAGGAAGGGGAGCUGAUGUACGCCGAGCUAGCCUUCCCUCCAGGGGCCUCCUAUCCCGCCGGCAGUCUCCCCCGCCGCAAGCCUGACCACACCAUAUACGCCCAGCUCGACCACUGCGUGCCGGGCAUGCCGGGCGCCGUACCCUGCGUCCCCGUCAGCAGUGGCGGGAUGAUGGAGUGCCCCACAAGUGGCCUGAUGGGCGGCAACCUCGGGGGCAGCGUGGCGGGCGUGCUGAGUGGCAGCGUGUGUCCCGGCAUGGGCGUGGGUGUCAGCACAAUGGCAGCGCCCACUACCUUGUGUCCUCCAGCGCCAGUCUCUGCCAUGGCUGACAUUAACAGAAUGGCCUACACUCCUGCGCCGCCCCCUCAUGGCUUUGGCGGCCACCCCCUCACGCCUCCCGUCCUGCCCGAGGAGGAUGAACAGGUCACUCCCGACACGCCUCUCAUGAAGAACCCAAAGGAGAGUGAAGUGUGACCCCGCCUGACGGAGAAUUAGAGUCCACCCACCAUUGACUGCCAAGUGAUGCUGCGGGUAAUGGCUCACACACUCAGUGGCCGCCGGUGACGAGUGACGAGUGACGAGUGAUGAGAGAGAGAAAGCAGAAAUAAUGAUGGUUUGGGAGUGACGAGCCCCGAGGUGUCUUUCCGGGCUUGUUUGGGUGGAUAUUCCGGGGGGACAUGUGGAAAACACAGUACUUUUCAACACACACACACACACACACACACACACGAAAGAAACUUACACACACACACACACACACACACACACACACACACACACACACACACACACAGACAUAC
Portunus trituberculatus (swimming crab) is the source of this 5148-nucleotide messenger RNA. Its product is annotated as synaptogenesis protein syg-2-like. Lineage: Eukaryota; Metazoa; Arthropoda; Malacostraca; Decapoda; Portunidae. The transcript is spliced from 12 exons. Gene Ontology annotation, molecular function: protein binding. The coding region runs from base 1979 to 4822 and encodes 947 amino acids. The record is from RefSeq and is a predicted model, not a curated record.